GUGGGAGAUAAAGGUGGGAGAGAAAAACGAGCGGAGCGAGUGAGUUUAUUUCGAUUCAAGUGCGCGCGAAGUGUGGUAGAUUGAGACGAAAUACGAAAAUUCCUGAAAAUGUCGAAAAGAACGAUUCUUAGCAGACCCCGAACGCGUCUUUACGAUGUCAAUUACAACAUGGGCGAGAGUCUGUACAAGCCGGCAUUGGACAGGCUGGACCGAAAAUAUUCCGGAAGACCGCUGUCGCCUCCUCCAAGGCAGACAUCCAUUCCUCAAGAUAUUCUCGAUCGCCACGAAAGAGCUUUCGCCGACGACGACAUAAACGAUUUUCGGCGUCGUGCAGAAAAAGCUAUUUCCGGCAGACAACUUUUCGAUUCACGCGGAGCCCGAAUCGACACCGCCUUCGACGACAUCGAUGACGAGGUUUCUUCAAGAAUUAAAAGCCUGCGGGCUAACAAAAGAACAUCGAUGGUAGACGACGUCGAUAUGGAAAGUACUGUAAACAAUUUGAAUUCGAGGCGCCUUUUGGACAGGUCUGAAAAGAUUUUAGAUUCCGUCGGCAUAAACGACAAAUCGUUGGAAAAUAACGUGUCCAGCUAUUCGAGUAGCCGAAGAGCCAUCCGCAUUGCACAAUCGCAGGACGAUCUUGUUGAUAACAAGGACCUGACCAGGUGGUCGGCGGUGAAGAAAGACAGACGCGGACUGGCCGCUCAGGAAAUAGAAGACAGGGACAGUGCCGCAUCGAUGCGAAUGAAACAAACAAAGGCAAGAUUGAACGAUUUAGAGGAAGAGAUGGAAGCGCUCGCCGAGAGACAGGCAGCUAGAGAAAAAAGGGCGGCUAGAUUGAAACAACUUGUUGCCGAAACAACUGGCGCUGACGACUUCGAACCUGCAGUAGCAGUCGCUAAGAAAUCAGUACGCAUAAGGGCCAGGGAAGUGAGAGAGGAAGAGGACGAGUUCUGAAACGAUUUAGGGAUCAUUCAAUAAGCGCACUUUCAAGGUUGAAAAUUCUUUUUAAUAAAACGAGAACAGUGUAAGUUAAAUGAGCCAUGAAAUUGUAAAAAAAAUCAAUUAUUAUUUGCAACUUACAGUGCAUUUAACUUCUAAGAAAUGCCCAUGGUGGAUAUUAAAAAAAACUCCUUUUGCCUGGAAAGAGUUUGUUCAUUUUUAAAGUUCAUGUAACGUUGGUAUUAACGAGGGCAGUGGGGCAAUAGGUCAAUAAUAUAUUUAGUACUUUAAAGAGGCAUCCCAAAUUUUUAAUUAAUGAGUAUAGUGGAAUUGAAGAAAGUACGUAAUCUUCAUAUAUAGUGACUCACAAAAAGUACUUAAUUAUUUUUGGAAAGCACGUCAAAUUUUGAUAAUAAUUCAUACAUCACACUACAUAUACGAUAAUGUUAAAUGCGUAGUAAGUAUAUCAGGGAUUGAACAUAAUUAGACUUAUUCAAAUUAUAUUAUUAAGGUUAUUAAAAUUUCACUUAAGACAACCUGUUGGCUGAAGUAUCUAUGCACAUUAACACUGAUUUUUCAUUACUUUUAAAAUUUACGUUAUUCAAAAUUUUGUAUAACUAAUUUAUUAAAAAUAAUUUCGUAAAAUAAAAAAGAUAUGUUAUUAGAUUAAAGGCAACAAGUAAAAUGGUUGAAACUGUCAACGGUGUGCUGAAGAGAUCCAAAUAGAUAGAAAUCCGUGUUUCGAUAGACCAGUGACAAAGAACUUUUGCUCAGGUAGUAGAUGAUUUAUUAUUUGGGAUUGUUGGCAUUUUAAUGCAUUUUUUCAUUUAAAUGUAUUGAUUAGUUCUAUUACCGAAUAAAAAGUUUAGUCGUAUUAGUUUCACAAAAAAAAAAAACCGUAAGCUGG
Molecule: messenger RNA, 1846 nt
Organism: Agrilus planipennis (emerald ash borer)
Lineage: Eukaryota; Metazoa; Arthropoda; Insecta; Coleoptera; Buprestidae
Exons: 4
Coding region: 109-954 (281 amino acids)
Source: RefSeq, a predicted model, not a curated record